AUGACUACCACCGACUACACCGUUCCCGUAUCCGGGCUCGACGAGCUCAAAAAGCACCUCGACGACCUCGUCUCGGCACCGGAAACGCCCCUCGAACCGAAGCUCCUCGACGAUGUAGAGCUUCAGCUGAACGAAACAAACAUCCCGCCCCUCCUCCCGACCCUCCUCCCGAACCUCACGACGAUCCUCAAGACCACGCCCCACGACCCCUCCCCCAUCGUCUCUCUCACAAUCAAGCUUCUCUCGCCCGUCCCCUUCACCCAAACCCUCCAACUUGCCGACGAAUCCUCCCUUAUCGCCGCCCUUCGCUCUCCCGCCCCCUCGGCCAACCUCCUCGCCCUCGCCAUCCUCGCAAAGGCCGCCUCCUCCCCCUCCGACGCCGCCCUGCUCUCCCUCAUGCCCCGCGUCCUCGAGGAGCUCAUCCGCCGCUGGCUCUCUGCACCGCAGGUCGAGGUCGGCGAGAAAGCCACUCGUGUCCUCGGCGACAUUCUCGAAGUCGACUGUGAGCUCCCGCCGCCCCCCGCCCCCUCUGCCCCGUCGACCCUCGGACACGAGCUCGCAAGGCGCCGCCACGCCCCGGGCCAAGGACGAGUGUGGCGCCGCAUCUUCCACGAUCGCGACCUCUUCGCCCUCGUCCUCUCCCUCGCCCGCGGCCAAGACCCCGCCGAUGACGCCGCCCUGUCGCCGCGCCAGCUCUCCCUCGCUCAGGGCCGCGUCCUCCGCAUCCUCCCCCGCCUUGCGACCCUCAACAUUGCCGAGAUCGCCGCCUCCCCAUUCCCGGAUCUCACGGGCUCUGCCGACUCGGGCCUGCUACAGCUCGCCGCGCUGCACAUGGUGGACAAGACGGACACCCUGAUGCACCUCAACCUCGUCGACUUUUUCGAGACGCUGAUGAGCGUCAUGCGCGUCGCCGAGCACUCGCACCGGACCAUGGGGAUUCUGAGGGACGUCGUGAGGCAGGCGAACAGGAACGAUGACGUGCUGAGGAUGGCCCUCUUGAGUUUGCACGACCGCACGGUGCCGGAGGAGUCGGACGCCCUGCGGACUUUUAUCAGGGACGUCAUGGCAUGA
Molecule: messenger RNA, 1071 nt
Organism: Colletotrichum higginsianum IMI 349063
Lineage: Eukaryota; Fungi; Ascomycota; Sordariomycetes; Glomerellales; Glomerellaceae
Exons: 2
Coding region: 1-1071 (356 amino acids)
Source: RefSeq, a predicted model, not a curated record